Dacryopinax primogenitus is the source of this 674-nucleotide messenger RNA. RefSeq names its product UPF0220-domain-containing protein. NCBI's taxonomy places the organism in Eukaryota, Fungi, Basidiomycota, Dacrymycetes, Dacrymycetales, Dacrymycetaceae. The record is from RefSeq and is a predicted model, not a curated record. Gene Ontology annotation, cellular component: Vps55/Vps68 complex; fungal-type vacuole membrane. The coding region runs from base 54 to 620 and encodes 188 amino acids. Gene Ontology annotation, biological process: late endosome to vacuole transport via multivesicular body sorting pathway; protein targeting to vacuole. The transcript has 3 exons.
CAGACGACGACCUCGCACUUUCAGACGUUCCCCACCGCUCAACACUCGUUACAAUGUCACUUCCCAGAUCAGCGUACGACCCACGCAGGGUGUGCGUUAUCCCAUUCCCAAUCACUCCAUUCCUGAGGCACAAGCGUGCCAUUGGCGUGUAUGCCGCUGGUGCUCUCUUCGCAAUGGCCCAAUGGCUCUUCUUCGACGCUGCCAUUCUCUCUGCUCACGCUAAGCCCCCGCCUGAUGCACCAUACGAUGAAGUCCCCGUACACGUCACAUUCGUCGACUGGAUCCCGGGCAUCUGCAGUACUCUCGGCAUGCUCGUCGUCAACCUUAUCAACAGGGAGCGGCUGCUUGGUGAAGGAGGGAUAGGUGGGGGAUGGGGUGAGGGCGGCGUUGUAUGGCGGGCAAGGCUAUAUCUGUUCCUUGGCUUUGCGCUCAUGGCGGGCGGUCUCGCAGGCAGCGUGACAAUCCUUGUGCUGAAGUAUAUCAUCCCCGACUACCCCGAUAAGUACGAGUACUACGGCGUGGCGAACGUAGCCCAGAACGUUUGUAUCAUGUUCUCCGCUGUCGCGCUCUGGCUCGCCCAGAACACACAGGGCGAGUACGAGUACCGGUUAGCGCUGUGAGCUCCUGUAGGACAUCAUUACCACUUCUUCUCAGAUAGUUAAUAUUAUAACAUG